Penicillium pulvis is the source of this 2349-nucleotide messenger RNA. Its product is annotated as calcium-binding EGF-like domain-containing protein. The record is from RefSeq and is a predicted model, not a curated record. The coding region runs from base 1 to 2349 and encodes 782 amino acids. The transcript is spliced from 2 exons. NCBI's taxonomy places the organism in Eukaryota, Fungi, Ascomycota, Eurotiomycetes, Eurotiales, Aspergillaceae.
AUGGGAUCCAUCGGAGUCCCGUUUUCCAAUGGGCAGACGCCAGCGACAGAAACCAGGGAAUUUCUGGAGAACCGUAUACAUCUACCGCAAGUCUCACCAUAUCAACCACUCAGACCUCUUCCAUUGAGGCACUUGAAUUAUGAGAUCCAGCGGCCUCUUCCGGGUUCAGCUCCGCUGAGGAACCCCGUCGACCAUCAUCCCAGAUACCUGAUGCCGCGCUGUCCUCUAACAAUCGGAACUGAGCUUCUAAACAACAGCUCUUCACCAACGGUCGAGUCACAAAACAGCGGCAGUGGCUCGGAUACCAUUUUAUCUCUACCAACACCACCGGUCGGAUCAUUCCCUUUCUCCCAGGUCCAGCCACCUCGUCCUUCUACAGAUCACGGAUAUUGUGCGAGUCCCACCAGCACGAUUGACCAAACGCCCCGCACAUCAGUCGCGACCGAGUAUCUAUUCAGGCAGUCUACCGCCUCAUCGUCCAUCAUCCGCCUCUCCGAUAUCUCACCAUUCCCGCCGCCAUGGUACCCGCCGCCAUCUCAAGAUCCCCCACUUCCCCAGGAUGAUCCGCGCCUUCGAGCCGCAGGUCUUGUAUCACCCCUCAAAACUUCCCACAGUCCCGAACACAGUGAACAACGAAUCUCCGUUGUCCCACGAAAUCCCUUCAAUCCUCGCUGGACUCGGGUUUCCCUUGCCUCAAGCCAAGCUAUCCCGUCAAACUGGGGCUAUGACUUCCAACAGCAUAACGAGUUGUUCAAAGACACCAACGUCGAGAAGGGAGACAAGCCAAUGAUAUUUGCCAUAUCUAAGCCCCAUCCUGCCUCGAUGGCCUCGACUUUGGACAGUCCGACACUGCCCCUUGAAAACCUGAUGUUCAAACGGAACGCGACCGCUUCCCCAGCAAUCCCCUACCUGCAAGACGCCCCCAGGGCAGACAUUAUUUCCCACACGUUGAGCGAAUUCGACCAGGAAGCGAGAAUCAAGAAGCUUUCCGUCCUCCAGCAGCACACUACCCAGCAGGACGAUGAGACUGUGAUUGCUGAGUCUUUGGUCGAGGAGACCGAGGCCCUGCCCAAGCGUAUGCCGACUAUGCGUGAGAUGAGACUUAGUGUCCACAAGCCUGCCCAGUUUGAUGCGGUAGCCGUGUAUGAUACGGAUGCCCGUAGCACCACUCCCUUGAGCCUGAUCGGUCUGAUCCGAAGUGCCACUGACAUGGCUUCAAUCUUGGACCAUGGCAAUGUUGCCAGUCAGACUGAUUUUAGUGACAAGAGCAGUAAGGCCGAUUUCCGCGCCGCAAGCAAAUACCGUCGUGACUCUAGCUCCUUUUCCGAUUUACUGGCUGAAUUUCCGCCGCCUGGCUUGGCAGCCUCCAAGGUCCGUGAUUUCUUGCCUGUUUCUCUUUGGCGCUCCAAACUACGCAAUGUGAACUCGAAUGGACCAAACGAGCAUCAAGGCUCGGGUGCUACUCCCCCCAAGCGAGGUCUCAGAGGGAUGUCUCGGAAGCAGCUCAUAAUGAUCUGCAUAUUGGCUUUGAGUACUGUUCUCCUUGCAGUCCUACUGCCUGUUCUUCUGGUCCUCCGCUCUAAGGACACCAGCGCUACAUCCUGCGGGAAAACUACGCCCUGCCAGAACGGAGGAGCUAGCGUGUCUAGUACUACUGGAUGUUCAUGUGUGUGUGUCAAUGGCUAUACUGGCUAUCAGUGCACCACCAUUGGUGACAGUAGCUGUGUGACGUCCGAUGUCACAUUGUCGAAGCAUGCGACGAUGGGUAGCUCGCUCCCCAAUGUCUUUAGCCAUUCGCAGGUGAGGUUCGGCAUACACCUCGAUCAGGUUGCCAUCAUGGCUCUGUUCAGCACGAACAAUGUCUCAUGCAAAACCGAGAAUAAGCUUGUUUCUCUCGCUGGGGUAGAGAUUAGCAGCGACACCAAGAACGCUCGCCGAUCCAUUGGGCUACCUAUCGACGAAGACAAAGUAGAGAUUAACACUGCUUCUAAUCCAGCGACCGGGUCUCCUACGGUCGCGCCUCGGUCCUGGGCCACCAAAAAUGGCAUCUUAUACGACAAUUCGACUACCAACACGACCGCAGCCGAAGCCUCCACGGACGCCGGGUCCAAGAACAUCACCACUGUCCCAUCUCAAGUCGUGGAGUUCUCUCGAGUAGCUGUACUCUUCAUCCUAGAGCAGACUGGGUCUUUUGAAUCCGCCGUCAAUACGAAGGAAAACAUCCAGUUAUACCUGGUGGAAUACUACAACAGCUCGAUCCACCCUUCGCUGCAGGUCCUGGAUAGCUAUGACUUGGACUAUCAGCAGAAUACAAUCACACUACCCAACGGUACGAGAAUCGGAGGCUAA